This is a messenger RNA of Melampsora larici-populina 98AG31, 1278 nucleotides long. RefSeq lists its product as uncharacterized. NCBI's taxonomy places the organism in Eukaryota, Fungi, Basidiomycota, Pucciniomycetes, Pucciniales, Melampsoraceae. The coding region runs from base 1 to 1278 and encodes 425 amino acids. The record is from RefSeq and is a predicted model, not a curated record. The transcript has 2 exons.
AUGGCGACCACAGCGGGUUUCGAACAGACAAAGGAAGAAGUUAAUCACGACGAAGUGUGCGAACCAUGUUUGCCAAUAGAUCUCUCUGAAGAACCAGUACAACAUACCCCGGCAUCCAAUUGUGUGGAUCAUUGCGACGUGACCCCUUUACAGCAGAUGCCAGAGACAUAUUCCUCCGAUUCUCUUACCAAUGAUGAAACAAUCCAGGGAUUGAAAAAAAGAGUGGAGGAGCUAGAAGAGCUUUUACAAGAAUCAUACCGUACCAUCGAGACUCUCAAUCAUCUACUCUAUCCCGAUCACAGCAUUGAUGGCAAUUUGAUCGAGGAAUUUCCAGUGUCUGGAAGCGAUGAACUUUAUUCGGAAACCCAAGCGCAAGACCAGUUCUCCUCACCAACGCUAGUAAAUUUUACUUCUCAUCUACACGGGUCGAACUACUCUACUGGGAAGAGUCCAGGUCCUGUCGAUCAAAUGGCUGAAGAAUACGAAGACCGACACCACGAGGACGAGUUUUCGACCCAGCAACGAACAUGUGACUCGCCCUUACCUGAUAGUCUGGAUGAAUGUUGCACGCCGCCUUACUCUGAAUCAUAUGAAAUGGAAGAAGAGUAUCCCUUUCAAGUGGAAGUCGAUACUCCAAUGUUGGAUUCUGUGUCAGCGUUGCAGAAGGAACAAAAUCCUCCUAAAAUCGAAACAACCAAAGCACUGGCGAGUAGAAUCGCUAGAACUCCUAGCCAGGAUUACAGGGAGUCGAAAGCUCGAACACGGGCGUUAUAUAGGCGAUCCCAACACCCUCAGUCCUCGUGGCAUCGGUUCUCAAAAAGUUCCUUCAAAGAAUGUUAUCGCAUUGCGGCAUCGGCUUCACUUAGGUCUUCAAGUAUUGCUAUGAGAGCAUCAGCAAGUUUCGAUUCUAGAGGUAGACCACACCAUCAAACACCACGACCUAGGCGCCUUUACCAGGACACGAGAGAGCCAAUUCAUAUUCCUGGCAGGAAAACGGGUUAUCCAGCUCGACAGCCACCCAUCUCCGAUAGAAUCAGUAAGCCAGCCAAUAAUAGAGCAAAUGAAUACGUAUAUCGCCGGGAGCACAUAAGAUCUCGUGAACCAGAAUUUGCUGCAAGAUUGGCGGAUUACGCCCAGAAACUACCGAGGGGAUAUUCAAACGGGACAUCUCACAAUGUACGACACUAUGAUGAAGGAUGGUCAUCUCGUCGACCCACGAGUUCUAGCGGAAGACAAAAUUUGCACCGAAGGCGAGAAUACUAUGGCGAAAGAUCUUGA